Molecule: messenger RNA, 2622 nt
Organism: Ustilaginoidea virens
Lineage: Eukaryota; Fungi; Ascomycota; Sordariomycetes; Hypocreales; Clavicipitaceae
Exons: 1
Coding region: 1-2622 (873 amino acids)
Biological process (GO): cellular response to pH
Cellular component (GO): plasma membrane
Source: RefSeq, a predicted model, not a curated record
AUGUCGACGGCCUUGGUCCCUUUGGGGACCAGCUCUCUCUUGACCAAGCUCGCUUCGCCAGCGACUCUUGCCGCGACAGCCUCGGCCAUCAUGUCGGCAACCACAACCACAACGGCGCCGGAUGUGGCGGCCGCGACUCGGACCUCCCAGGGCGAAUCCAGCCUCAGCUCGCACGACCAGGCCAACCAACCCUUGGUGUCAAACUACCGCGACCCUUUCUUCGCCUCGACGUUCCCCAUGUGCUACGCCCUGGCUGCAACGACGGUCACUGCCUACAUGCUCCUCGUCAUGCUCUUCAUCACGCCCAGGUCCUUCCUCGACGGCGGCGUCGUGUACCUCGGCCGUCGCUCCGGCUUCACCCACAGCUCGUCUGGCGGCGAGAACAUUGGCGGCCGCCCCUGGCUGCAAAAGGUGGCCGCCCUCACCGUCGUCGUCUCGCUCACCAUCGCCACCUACGACACCUUCAAGGUGGCCGCCCACCAGUACAGCUACGGGGUCCAAAACGCCGCCAUCAUGCAGACAGAGGUCAUGGGAAGCAUGGAGCUCAAGGUCACCCGCCUCGUGUCCAACUUCUUCCUCUGGCUGGCCCAGGCCCAGACCCUGAUCCGCCUGUUCCCCCGCCACAGGGAGAAAGUCGUCAUCAAGUGGGUGGCCUUUGCCCUCAUCACGCUCGACCUCAUCUUCUCCGCCAUCAACGGCUUCAAGCCCGGCGAGUCCGGCUCCUCCGGCGGCAACCCCGUGGCGGGGAGCUUCGACUACCCCGUGCCGGCCCUGAGCUACAUGUUCCAGCUACUCCUCGGCGUCUUGUACGCGGCCUGGGUCAUUUACUACUCCGUCAUGAAGAAGAGGUAUGCCUUUUACCAUCCUCUGAUGAAGAACAUGUGCCUCCUGGCCGUCAUCUCCCUGACGUCGAUCCUGAUACCGGUCGUCUUCUUCAUCCUGGACAUAUCGAGGCCCAAGUUUGCCGGCUGGGGCGAUUACGUGCGGUGGGUUGGCGCGGCAGCCGCCAGCGUCAUUGUGUGGGAGUGGGUCGAGAGGAUCGAGGCCCUGGAGCGUGAGGAGAAGAAGGGCGGGAUCCUGGGUAGAGAGGUCUUUGACGGAGAUGAUGUGCUGGAAGUCAGCGCGCUGGACUACCCCUGGGAUCUAAAACGGAGGCACCGAAAGGAUGAUUAUCCAAGGGGACGCGGGGGACGGGGAAGCAACGGAAGAAGGCGCGGGACCCGCGGUCAAGGCGACGGAAACGGAGACGGAAGUGGCCACGCCGACGGCGACGGCGACGGCGACGGCGACGGCGAUGGCAAUGGCAAUGGCAAUGGCGGCGUGCGCCAUUCGCCGCAGCGAAAACCCGCCCAGAACCACGCACAGCCCAACGUGUGGCCCGUGGUUUCCACCCUCACAGGCCGUCAGCGCGAGCCGAGCCGCGCCGCGACGGCAGUGGCGAGGACGACGACGACGACGGCGGCGGCGGCGGCGGCGGCGGCGGCGGAGGCGGAGCCGUUGGCGCAGCGCACAAUAGGGGGUAUUUUCCGGCCUCCGUGGCCCGCUCGACCGUCGGCAGCGGCCAUGAGCCCAGUCAGCCGGACGGAUACUCCCAGCGCGGCGAGCACCGUCUAUGCCGUCCGAUACCAGCUGUCGCCGUCGGAAACAACAGGACCGACGCCGGACCCCUUUUCACGAAGGCCGGAUCCGCAGCCGGCACAGCCUGCUCAGCCCCCUCAGCCCGCUCAGGUUCAUCAUCAUCAUCAUCAUCAUCAUCAGCAUCAACAUCAUCAACAGUUGCAGAUGGCAACACGGGCGCAUAGCAAUGCCGCAGAGCUGGCGGCGCGGCCACGAUGCUCAACGCAGACAAGCGAGACGCGGGUGGGGAGCACGUCACCGUCGCAGCAGGACGGCGCGCCGUCCAACGGAGCGCGCAAUUCGUCGAUUGACCCGUCGAACGUGGAAGCCAACACGCCGAGACGGAGUCGCCCGAGCCGCUGGCGCGUCUUGCCGCAGUCGUCCGGCCAGCGGUCGCCAGCAGCAGACGGUCAGCAGCGGCGGGAAAGCUCGGGUUGCCGCGACGCGCUGCAGCACGAGUCGAUGAACAGCCGAUGGGACAUCAAGUCCAGGUUGGAGAUGUUUGCCGCCAGGCAAGCAGAUCGGGUUCGUGAACGACUGCAGCCCACGACUGACAUGGACAACCUGCCGGUCACGUACAUACCGGCGCCGGCACGACGAGGCGCGGCUCUGCGGGAGGUGCUCGAGGAGGAGGAAGCGCACCAGGGCGGCAACUCACGGGACGCGGCAGACGGGGAGGAAGCAAGGCGUCGAUGUGCGGCGCCGCACCUCGGGCAGCAUGAGCAUGGCCUUGACGAGGCGGCGGCGGCGGCGAGGCCAGGAGCAGAGGAGGCGGUGGCGUGGACGAGCACGAAGCCACCGCUCUGGCCGGGGGUGAGACGACGCCCGGCGGGCUACGACGACAUCGACGAGGACGACGACGAUGACGACGAGAACGACGAGAACGAGGAGGAGCUGUUGUACACUGACGAGUCGAGCGGUGCAGACGACUCUGGAGGGCACGAAUCCGAGCAGGAUUCGGGGCCGUCGCGGAGCGGGAGUGCCGGGGCGGAUGGGAGGAGCUAG